This is a messenger RNA of Gossypium raimondii (Peruvian cotton), 1354 nucleotides long. RefSeq names its product F-box protein SNE. The record is from RefSeq and is a predicted model, not a curated record. Gene Ontology annotation, biological process: regulation of gibberellic acid mediated signaling pathway; gibberellic acid mediated signaling pathway. The transcript has a single exon. The coding region runs from base 727 to 1206 and encodes 159 amino acids. Gene Ontology annotation, cellular component: SCF ubiquitin ligase complex. NCBI's taxonomy places the organism in Eukaryota, Viridiplantae, Streptophyta, Magnoliopsida, Malvales, Malvaceae. Gene Ontology annotation, molecular function: protein binding.
CACAUUUUUCUUCCUCUCCUUUCGAAUCCAAAGUCUUGACUCUUUUGUAAGAAAAGAAUCGUCAAAAAUCAAAGCUUUUGGCCUUUGUACCCCAAACAGCUGUGCCUCACUUUUACUCUCCACCUUCUUUUGUAGUUUCAGACUAUCUAAGAAAAACCAAACUCUGCCUCAUCACAACUUCAGCUACCAGUGUGUUUUCUGAAACAAAACAAAGUGUUUGAAAUUCACAAACAACAACAAAAACAACAAAGUUGAAAACAAUAUAUGCAAUUUACAAAAGUCAUUAAAGAGAAAGGCACAGCAUCGGUUCCAGUUCUUUUUGCCUUGGCUCUUUUCUCUUGGCCUCUUCUCCCCCCCCUCUCGAUUCCCUCCAAUUCAUCCAUGCUGUAAAUACAAGUUCAUUUUUCAAGGCUUUAAAUAUUGUUCAACAUGCAACUCAUUUUCUAGUAGAAAUUUCACAGCAAUGAAAAUUAAAAUACCUCAAAAACCCAAAAAUAAAAAUCUCUCUUGUUUGUCUUUUAAGUCUGCCUCUGUGUCUCUUUCCCAAAUACAAACACAAUCUUUUUUCUUUUCCCUCUGAAGUCAAAUCCCUUCAACUUUACGUUACACCUAUAGCAGUAUAACCAUUUCUCCUAUAUAUUAACCCAUUAUUAUUUUACCUUUGCCUCUCAACUCCUCAACGCUAUCUCCUUCUUCUUCUUCACUAUCUCUUUUUUAACUUCAACGAUGGUGGAAAACCACAGCCGUGAAGACCACGAGACAGGCGGUGAGAACAAGGAAAAAAGACCCAAGUUCUUUAUCAACGACCACGUAGACAUCCUCAUAGAAAUCCUCGAACGCCUCGACGGCCGUUCCCUCUGCGUCGCCGCCAGCGUCUGCCGUCUCUGGUGCACCAUUGCUCGCAAUGACUCCCUCUGGGAAAACCUCUGCUUCAGCCACGUGUCUCCUCCACCUUCCAGCGUCCGUUCCGUGGUUCUUGCCCUGGGCGGCUACAAACGCCUCUACACGGGUUGCGUUAGACCGGUGCGGAGUCGGCUGGGAAGAGUGAGAAGAGCCUCCUGGGCUGGCGACGAGGUCCAGCUCUCGUUGUCUUUGUUUUGCGUUGAUUAUUACGAAAGGCUUGGUGGAAGUAAUAGCAACGGGAGGCUCGUCGAGAAAUCGUCACCAUCGUCGCUAAUGUUCCUUUGCAAGCCAGUUAACGUUUGAUUUUUCAUCGCCUUAUCUUAUUUUUAUUUUGAAUUUAUUAUACCUCGAAACCGAAAUGAUCAUAAAAUUCUUUAUAGCUUUGUUUUUUGGGGGGUUAUAACUAUGUAUGAGAUUUGUCAGUAAUGAAAAUUAAUAAUCCAGUUUUGUU